GUGGUAGGGCAGCCUGGAGACCCUGACCCGGUGGCUGCUGUCGUAAGGACACCGAACGAGAGCCUCCGGAUCCGAGCCGCGGGCAGGCCCCGGGCCGGCUGCUGCCAUGGCAACGGCAACGGCAACGGCAACGGCAACGGCAACGGCAACGGCAACGGCAACGGCAACGGCAACGGCAACGGCAACGGCAACGGCAACGGCAACGGCAACGGCAACGGCAACGGCAACGGCAACGGCAACGGCGCCGGGCGCGGGCCGGGAACGGGUUCUAGGCUCGGGCCUGUAGCGAGGCCUGUCAGGGCCUGCCGGGGCUCGGUGCUCCGUGCCCGGUUCUGGGGGUGCCAGGGAGGUGUCUGCAGGCCUUGGGCAGUGCCAUGCGGAGCACAGGAGGUGGCUUGGGGCACCAAGCAGCAGCGGUGCCAGGCAGCCAGGGUGGCACCGAGGAGCACUCGUGCCGGCGCCGUGCCCGCGGUGCUGGCAGUGCCACCCUGGCAUUGGUGCCACCCUGGCAUUGGUGCCACCCUGGUGCCAGUGCUGUGCCGGGGGUGCUGACAGUGCCACUCUGGCGGCGGUGCCACCCUGGCAUUGGUGCCACCCUGGUGCCAGUGCUGUGCCGGGGGUGCUGGCAGUGCCACCCUGGCAUUGGUGCCACCCCGGCAUUGGUGCCACCCUGGUGCCAGUGCUGUGCCGGGGGUGCUGGCAGUGCCACCCUGGCGGCGGUGCCACCCUGGCAUUGGUGCCACCCUGGUGCCAGUGCUGUGCCGGGGGUGCUGGCAGUGCCACCCUGGCGGCGGUGCCACCCUGGCAUUGGUGCCACCCUGGCAGCUGUCAUGCGCCGCUGGCGGCCCCCGCUCGGGCCCGGCCCAGGAAGCUCGGAAGGGGAAGUUGAGGCUGCGAGGCCGAGCGCGGGGUGGGGGUGGGGGCACAGCCGUGGCCGCCUGGCACCUUGGCACCAUGUCCUUGCCCUCCAUCUACCAGCACAAGCUGGCAGAGAAGCUGACCCUGCUGAACGAGCGAGGCAGAGGGGUCCUGGUCCGCAUCUACCACAUCAAGAAGACCUGCUCGGAGCCCAGCUCGCGGCCGCAGUUCCUCUCGGACAAGGCCCUGGAGGCUUCGCUCAGAGCCAUCGGCAGGAGGUUCCCGCAGCUGGAGCCGCGGAGCUGCUCGCAGCUCCUGGCCCCGCUGCAGAAGGACAAAGCUGCCCUUGCCCAGCAGCUGGCACCUUUCUACCAGACCUUCCUGGACGUCCUGGAGUUCAGGGACCACGUCUACGAGCUGCUGAGCACCAUCGAUGCCAGCCAAUGCUUCUUCGACAUCCACCUCAACUACGACCUGACCAAGAGCUACCUGGACCUGGUUGCCACCUACGUGUCCCUGGUGCUGCUGCUGGCACGCACCGAGGACCGCAGGCUGCUGAUUGGCACCUACCACUGUGCCCACGAGAUGACUCACGGCACCGGUGACCCCAGCUUUGCCCGCCUGGCACAGAUGGUACUGGAGUACGACCACCCCCUCAAGAAGCUGGCAGAGGAGUUUGGGCCUCAUACCCAGGCCGUCAGCAGUGCCCUCCUGUCCCUGCACUUCCUCUUUGCCCGCCGCAACCAAAGUGCCGAGCAGUGGCGCAGGGAGCAGCUCCUCAGCCUGCUUGGCACCGUGGGCACCAUGCUCAGCCCUGCCAGCUCCGACACCGUGGCAUGCGAGUACCUGUCCCUGGAGGUGAUGGAGCGCUGGAUCCUGCUGGGGUUCCUGGUGUGCCCGGGGGCACUGAACUCGUCCCCUCAGUGCCAGGAGCUGUGGUGCCAGGCCCUGCAGGGCACUCUCUUUGUCACCCUGCUCCGGGACGAGGCCCUGCAGGUGCACAAAGUCACCGAGGAGCUGCUGGGCAGCCUCAAGGGCUUUGGCAAGCGUGUGGCAGACGUCAAGGAGUGCAAGGACCAUGCCGUGGCACACAGUGGGUCCCUGCACCGGGGCCGGAGGAGUUACCUGCGUGGGGCUGUGAGGGAGCUGUGGGCACUGCUGGAGGACCAACCUGGGCUGCUGGCACCUAAGGCCCUCUUUGUCUUCAUGGCAUUGUCCUUCUGCCGGGACGAGGUGGCCUGGCUGGCACGGCACGCCGGGCACGUCACCAAGACCAAGACCCCCGAGGACUUCAUGGACAGCCAGGUGGCAGAGUUGCUGUUCCUGAUGGAGCAGCUGCGGCGCCUGGCACGGCAGCAGCGGCAGCUCCUGCGGCGUUACCACUGCCCCUACCUGGCACGCUUCGACGCGCUGGUGCUGAGCGAGGUCAUCCAGAACCUCUCCGUGUGCCCCGAGGAGGAGUCAAUCAUCCUCUCCUCCUUCGUCAGCAGCCUCUCGGCUCUCUCGGGCAAGGAAGCUGACGAGCAGCAGCAGUUUGACUUCCGAGCGCUGCGCCUGGACUGGUUCCGCCUGCAGGCCUACACCAGCGUGGCCAAGGCAGCUCUGCCGCUGCGGCUCUGCCCGGCCGUGGCUCAGGUGCUGAACCUCAUCGCGUUCCACACCAAGCUGCUGGACAGCCUGGAGCAGCUGCUGCAGGAGACCUCGGACCUCUCCGACCUCUGUUUCUACCCACGCCCACUGGAGAAGCUGUUCCUGGCGACCAUGGAGGAGCCUUCGAUGCUGCGCUACUGCCUGGCAUUCCCCCUGCUCUGUGCCCACUUCUCCCACUGCACCCACCCCAUGUGCCCGGAGGAGUACCCCCAGCUGGAGGCCACUGCCCUGGGGCUGUGCCAGAGGUUCCUGCAGGAGGUUGCCAGGGAGGCCUGCGGCUGCCUGCUGGAGGCCUGCGCGGAGCAGCACAGCCUGAGCCAGCAGCUGCUGCCCAAGCACUGCGCUGGCACUGUGGGCAAAGCUGGCAGCAAGAAGUCCCUGAGGGCAGCAAGCAAGAAGGGAGAGGCUGAGAGGGACAAGCCAGGGGCAGAGAGCCACAGGAGGGACAGGACCCACAGCACCAACCUGGACAAGCUGCACCAGACACUGGCAGAGCUCUCCCUCAGCCUCAACUCUGUGCCCAGCUUCAGCGUCUUUGGGCACACAGUGGUGCCAGCUGAGUACCUCAGCAGCCAGCUGGAGCUGCGCCUCACCAAAGCCAUCGUGGCCCUGGCAGGCUACAACCAGGCCACCCAGGAGGUUGCCAGGCCCUCGGAGGUGCUGCUGGGGCUGAGCUCCUACAUGAGCCUGGUGCAGAGGCAGUGCCAGCUGCUGGGGCUGGACCCUGGGCGCCUGCUCCGCAGUGUCCUGCUGCAGCAGACCCAGCCCCGCGAUGCCAGCGGGCACCAGACCCUCACCACCAUCUACACCAACUGGUACCUGGAGGCGCUGCUGCGGCAGGCCAGCAGCGGUGCCCUGGUGCCCGCCCCGGCGCUGCAGGCGUUCCGCGCCGUGCCGCGGGAGGGCGAAGCUCCGCUCCGCGCCGAGCAGUUCUCUGACGUCUGCGAGAUGCGGGCGCUGGCAGAGCUGCUCGGCCCCUACGGGAUGAGGUUCCUGAGCGACAACCUGAUGUGGCACGUGGGCUCCCAGGUGGCAGAGCUGAAGAAGCUGGUGGCAGAGAACAUGGACACCUUGGUGCAGCUGCGCUCCAGCUGCGGCAGGCCCGAGCAGAUGGCAGCGCUGGUGCCACGCCUGACCUCGGCCGAGAGCCUCCUGAAGCGCCUGACCAUCGUGGGCCAGAUCCUCAGCUUCAGAGCCAUGGCCCAGCAGGGGCUGCGGGAGGCCUUUGCCCACCACUGCCCCUUCCUGAUGGGCCCCAUCGAGUGCCUGAGCGAGGCUGUCAGCCCCGACGCCGACAUCCAGGUCACCCUCAGCAUCUUCGAGCUGGCCUCGGCCGCUGGCAUCCCCUGCGAGGUUGACCCAGCGCUGGUCAAGGUCUUGGCUGGCAGCAAGACUGAUGGCUCAGCCCCGGAGGAGGACUACAAAGUCUGCUGCCUGCUGCUGGUGUUCGUGGCAGUGUCGCUGCCCCUGCUGGCAUCCGACCCAGCCUCCUUCUACAGCACCCAGCUGGACGCCUGUGCCCCCCGGCUGAGGUGCCCCCUGUGCCCCCCAGGCCAUGCCAACAGCGCCCACUGCCUGGCCAAGGCAAUCAUCCAGCUCUCUGCUGCCCUCUUCACGCUCCACAACAGGAACAUCGAGACCCACCUGAAGGAGUUCCUGCUGCUGGCCUCAGCCAGCCUCCUGCAGCUGUGCCAGGAGCCGGACAGAGCGCGGGUGAGGAACCGAGACUCCAUCACCCUGCUCCUGCAGCUGGUCGUGGCCGAAUCCUCCUUCCUGACGCUGGACAUGCUGGAGAGUUGCUUCCCCUACGCCCUGCUGCGCAGCGCCUACAGGGAGGUGUGCAGGGAGAACCUGCUGGGCAGGGCCCCCCCGCCCUGAGCCCCCCCGCCCUGCGCGCCCCCGGGUGCCCCCUGCGUGCCCCCGAGGUGCCCCUCGGCUAACCCUCACUGCGUUGGUUUGCCCCCCCCGCGCCCCCUCCUCUAUUUUCCUGCCCCCUCCCUCCUUCUCUCACCCUUCUCCCUCCCCGUGCCACCCCCUCCCUCCAGACACCCAACCGAGGUGCUCCCGAGAUGCCCCCUGCGUGCCCCCUUGUGUGCCCCCUGCGUGUCCCCUGCGUGCCCCCUGCGUGUCCCCUGCUUGCCCCCUUGUGUGCCCCCUGCGUGCCCCCUGCGUGUCCCCUGCGUGCCCCCGAGGUGCCCCUCAGCUACCCCUCAUUAAACCACUCCUGCCCCCA
Molecule: messenger RNA, 4741 nt
Organism: Pogoniulus pusillus (Red-fronted tinkerbird)
Lineage: Eukaryota; Metazoa; Chordata; Aves; Piciformes; Lybiidae
Gene: NCKAP1L
Product: NCK associated protein 1 like
Exons: 31
Coding region: 955-4386 (1143 amino acids)
Biological process (GO): cortical actin cytoskeleton organization; neuron projection morphogenesis; cell projection assembly
Cellular component (GO): SCAR complex
Source: RefSeq, a predicted model, not a curated record